Molecule: messenger RNA, 3055 nt
Organism: Podarcis muralis (Common wall lizard)
Lineage: Eukaryota; Metazoa; Chordata; Lepidosauria; Squamata; Lacertidae
Product: protein-arginine deiminase type-3-like
Cellular component (GO): cytoplasm; nucleus
Molecular function (GO): protein-arginine deiminase activity; calcium ion binding
Source: RefSeq, a predicted model, not a curated record
ACCCACGCGCCUUGCUGCUCUCUGCCUCCGGCUAACUGCUAGACCAAAGGUAGUUCUCACCUGUGCGCCUCACCUGAGUGCGCGCACACCGGACUGGCAGCCCUUGCCGCCGGAGCACCCAACCCAGCUGCAGAGAGCCAGGAGGUGGGAUUACAACCCCGGGCAGCCUAUCGCCUGGCACGAUGCAAAGCCCCGGGGGUGGCGCCCGCUGGCCCGUGGCUUCUUAAUCGCAUCAUCUGCAACGGGGCUGCAACCAGAGCCAGGCGCAGACUCUGCUGCCCAGGAGGGAGAGGAGAGACGCACCAGGCGCAAACGAGGCGCAGGGACCACCCUCGACAUGUCAGAGCAAAGAUGGGUCCGGCUGUCCACCGAGGAGCCCACCAGCACCGUCUGUGUGCUGGGCACAGAGAUGUCCCUUGAUGUCUGCGGGGCAGCCCCAAGUGGCGCCACAGCCUUUGAUGUCUGGGGAACAUCUGGGGUGAACCUCUAUAUUAUCCACAAUGGGGAGGUUUUGAAGAUCCCCUCUUGUGUGCCGAAAUGGCCCCUUGAUUGUAAAGUCGAGGUGGUGGUCACGAUGGACCAGCCAAGCGCUGAAGUCAACGAGGACAAGGUCAGAAUUUCAUACUACAAGGACAACGGGAGGACACCAAUGGCAAAAGCUCUGCUCCACCUCACCUGUGUGGAAAUCUCCCUGGAUGCCGACACGAACCGUUCAGGAACCGUGCAGAGGAGAGCCAAGAAUAAGAAAAACUGGACGUGGGGACCCGAAGGCAAAGGAGCCAUCCUCUUGGUCAAUUGCGACAGGGACGAACCUCAAGAUAAAAUGGACAACGAGGACAAGAAGCUGGAAUCAUUUUUGGACCGCAGGGAUAUGUCGCUGAUGAUCCUGACAACACGUGGGCCUGAGGACAUUUUCGAGGAUCACCAGCUGGUCCUCCACGUCUCAGCAUCGGACGCCGACAAAGUGGGAGUCUUCCAUGCUCAGGGGAAAAGAAAGAAACUCAGUCAGCACACGCACGUCCUGGGUCAUGGGAAAUCCUCCUAUGUGGUGGAACCUUCCUGCGACGAAGAGGAGCACCAUUUCUAUGUGGAAGGGCUGGCCUUUCCUGACAUUGGCUUCUCUGGACUCGUGACAUUCCACGCCACUCUGCUAGAGGCCACCGCCAAGGCGCUUCCCGAGGCCCCAAUUUUUAACGACACUGUUGUCUUCCGCGUCGCUCCGUGGAUCAUGACCCCCAAUACCUUGCAGCCGAUAACGGUUUACGUCUGCAGUAUAAAAGGCAACGCAGAUUUCGUGGUGGAGAUCAGCAAGCUGUCCAAGAAAGCUGGCUGCAGAUUGAUCAUCUGUCCAGAAGCAGAAAAUCGAGGUGACCGCUGGAUCCAGGAUGAGAUGGAGAUCGGCUACACGCAAGCACCACACAAGUCCUUUCCCGUGGUCUUCGACUCCCCAAGAAAAAGAGAGCUGGACGGCUUUCCCUAUAAGGCAGUUCUGGGCCCGGAUUUUGGCUACGUGACCCGGAAGGCAGAAGGCAAAGGCAACAGCGUCUCCACUUUGGACUCAUUUGGGAACCUCGAAGUCAGCCCUCCAGUGACCGUCAGGGGCAAAGAGUACCCCCUGGGGAGGGUCAUCAUCGGGAGCGCCUUACCCAUGCCUCACGGGGACAAGAUGGUCAAAGUCGUGCGGGACUUCCUCUAUGCCCAGGAAGUACAAUCGCCCAUCGAACUGUAUUCUGCCUGGCUGCUGGUGGGGCAUGUGGACGAGUUCAUGUGUUUUGUCCCAGCCUCUGACAGGAAGGGUUUCCGCCUGCUUCUGGCCAGCCCCAGUCGCUGCUACAAGCUUCUGAAGGAGAAGGAGCAAGAGGGGUACGGCGAUGCCAUGAUGUUUGAUGGGCUAGGCAAAGACGACAAAGAAAUUUCAAUAACAGCAAUCCUGGCUGACAAAUCCUUGAGGAGCAUCAAUGAGUAUUGCCAGAAAUGCAUUGACUGGAACAGAGACCUCCUCAAAGAGGAGCUGGAACUGGAAGAGGAGGACAUCAUCGAUAUCCCCCAGCUCUUCACUCGCUCUUCUUACAGCCCCAGCAAAGCUGUUGCUUACUUCCCGGACAUAGUGAACAUGCUUGUUCUGGGAAAAUACCUGGGCAUCCCAAAGCCCUUUGGACCCAUCAUCCAUGAGCAGUGCUGCUUGGAAGAGGAGGUCCGCCGUCUGCUGGAGCCACUGGGGUUGUCCUGCACCUUCAUAGACGACUACGAAACCUACCACAAGGAUCUCGGCGAGGUCCACUGUGGCACCAACGUCCGACGCAAGGCCUUUUCCUUCAAGUGGUGGAACAUGACCCCUUGAGCGUGGAGAGAUCCACAACCUGCCCUCCUUGCAGGCGAGGAAGAUGCCAGGGCAGCUGCUGUGUAGCUUACGCUUAGCUACGGAAUCGUCACUUUCCAAGGAACUGCUUACGGUUCCUGUCUUGCCCAGGACUUUUGAUUAACUUCAAGGGCCGAGCUGGUUGCUCACCCUCUUUUUCACGCUCCUACCAGGUCCACCCACGCAUUUCAUUCCCCCGGUAUGUUACUCUGCAGUCUGAGCCAGAUGAAGAGACCAGGUUUGCUGCUCAGGAACAAGCCAGGCGUUCAAACGAGAUCACAGAUCUCUAGCCUGUUAUCUUUUAAAGCUGGGAUUUUUGGGGAGGACGGAAAGGGGCUUGAGUGCCCGUUUUUAGUGUAAGGCAGGUCAGAGACACAGAGCCAGUUCUAAGUUACGCAGCAUGCAAUCCUUCAAAGACCCAGGUUUAGGGGCGACGCACUGGGCAGGGGGUCAGUCCAAAAAUUUCUGUGCCAAGGAUCUCCCCCCCCCCCGCCCCCGUGGCACUGUGAAGAGGCUACACCUCUCUAAGCCUUAGCAGAAUAAGGAGUGUGAAAAGCAUACAUUUCUUUGUUUUUUAAAAAAUGAAUUGAUUAUGCAUUCUAUACCUCUAUUUUUGAUUAUUGCAAAACAAGGCGCGCAAAUGUUUUUCGCUUGCAUUUUAAGGAGCGUUUGAAUAAACUUGUGGAGAAAAGUUGA